CGGGCCGGGCCCCCUGCUAUUAUUAGUAGCGGGCCCCGCAGCGCAGCCCGCCUCAGAGCGCAGCCCGCCGGCCGGCAGCAUGCGGGGGCUGAGCGCCUUGCCGCCCGCCUUCCUGCUGCUGCGCCUCAGCGCCCUGCUGCUGCCGGCGGCCGCCGGGCGGGAGCCGAGCCCCGGGCGGGAGCCGAGCCCCGGGCGGGAGCUGAGCCCCGGGCGGGAGCUGAGCCCCGGCAGCCGGCUGGCGGCGGCGGCCGCGCGGGCCGCCCUGCACUACCGCAACUCCCGGGCGGCCUCCCCCGCGGCGCUGCAGGCGCUGGGGCAGGUCCGCAAGGCCACCCUGAAGAGCAUCCCAGGCUCAGGCCACAAGUACUACCUGCAGUUCACCACCGAAGACUACAAAACUGGGGAAAAUGCUGGGAGCUGCCUUGCUACGGUGUUGUAUCCAAAGAAAAAGUCCCCACCUGUUGUCACUAUCAAGUGUGUGCCAGCCAAAGACCAGAAGGAAAUCCAAGAAGAGGACAACAGAAUUUACCAAAUAAUAAGGCACCAAACCAAACCAAUACAAGGAAACUAUAUUCCAGACAGCUAUGGAAUCAUCAACCCUGCCCUGGAGCCAGUGUGGGCUUUGGCUGUUGUUGGCAGCAGUUACAUCAUGUGGGAGAAGUCAACAGAGAACGUGGGGUACUUCAUGGCACAAGUCAAGUCUGUGCAGCAGUGGAUGAGAAAAGACGAUUUUGUUGAGUUUGACUACACUGUCCUACUCCACGAACUCCCAACACAGGAAAUUAUCUCAUGUCACAUGCGCCUCACUUGGCGCCCCAGUCACCCUCUGAAAGUGAAAUACUUCUGUGCUCCAGAGAGUGAGGAGCUCGACGAUGGAUCUGGAAUGGGAUCCGGAUCAGCUGCUGGGAUUUCACAGGAGAGGGGAGCAAAUUUCUAAGAGAGAUUGUCAGCUCCACGCGUAGGUAUUAAAGGAGACAAUCCUUGUGUUAAUUGACCCAGAGUUGUGAUCAUUUGUCUGUGCAAGUUCAGAGCAGUGAGUCUGGAUGCUUUCUCUAGUCUGUUGUGUUCCAAAAUUAAUUCCUCUGAUCUCUUCAACUGCAAGACUCACGUUCUAGGGCUCUCCCUGCAUACUGCUAUGAUCUAUAUACACAGGUGAGCUCACACGAGUGGAUCUGAUGUCACUCACUGUCACUCGCAGCAACACAGUCUGUAAACAAACUGAAUAUAUUUGGAUAAAAAUCUCAAAGAGCAAUGAUCUGCCGCUACGAAACAUCUCUCUCCUAAAUUUUUUUAACUCUUUUUUUUUGGGAUAGCUGAGUGCUGAUUUUUACCUUGUGCCUCCAAUAGAACAAACCCCAUGAGGCAGGGGGGAGGAUGGCUUUGCUUUCCAGGCUGCUGCUGCUGCUGGAUCCCAACUUUCCGUCCUCUCCCGGCGCCUGGACUUCGCAGGGAUGUGGAUGAGCAGCGAAGGGCCCUGCAGAAGCCAGUGCUCAGGGUCUGCUUGUCCUGCUGCCCCUGCAGCAUCAGCUUGCAGCAAAGGAAGUUUCUUCUCUUUGUGAAGCAACUUGGAAAAUAUUGAUUUAAGGAAACCUGAGUUUUGUUGUCUCCCCACACCUGGGCACUGCAGGGCAGUCUUUGCCAGAAGGAAAUGGAGGAUGUUGUCCCAGUCUGGUUGCAGUAGGACACAGUUCUUGGUGUUUUCCCCUGGAUGAAAACAGCCCUGUGGGUGGGAGGGCUCUGGACACCUGAGUUCCCACACGUGGGUGUGGGGGAACAGCCAGAGCACCCGUCAGGCAGCUCCAGUCUGUGGCAGCCCUGGUGUCCCUCCUCAACACAGCAAGAACAAGAACACACUGUCCUUGCACACCAAACUUUGCAGCAGCCCCUUCCCCUCACCCUUUCUUCUCUGAGAUUGGGCCAAGCUGUCUUGAAUUUGUCUUUUUGUUCUCCCCCCUAAUUAGCAAGAUUCCUGGCAGGUGAAGUGACCUCCCUAUCACUAAGCUCACCUCCCCUAGGAAACCAGGCACUGGCUCUGCUUCCUGACACGGGUCUGUUCUUUGUAAUUCCUGGGAUAUGGCACUAUCAGUGACCUGCAAUGCAUAACAAUGAUUAAGAUAUUCCACAUGAAAGCUGUAACUGGGGGGUACUUAUGCUGGGUGAUCUGUUAAACUCCAAAUCCAAGCAUUUUACACAAAUGUAUGAGUCUGAUCUACUCUGACUGAAGCUUUUUCUAUCAGCACAUAAUGGACAUGACAAUAAAUUCCAUGAAGCAGCA
This is a messenger RNA of Apus apus (common swift), 2275 nucleotides long. RefSeq names its product ovocalyxin-32-like. Gene Ontology annotation, molecular function: metalloendopeptidase inhibitor activity. The transcript has 6 exons. NCBI's taxonomy places the organism in Eukaryota, Metazoa, Chordata, Aves, Apodiformes, Apodidae. The record is from RefSeq and is a predicted model, not a curated record. Bases 80 to 937 code for a protein of 285 amino acids.